AUUAUCCGCCCAAACUUACCGCCAAGUCGCAGGCUACGUUAUCUCCAUCUUCAUCAUCGAACACUGUCCACCACCACUCAGCCACGCCUCACUUCUCCCUUCCAAAGCACAAUGAACACCCAAUUCGAGAUUCACUCGCGCCUCCGCUUGCUUCAACAGCCCUUUUCUCAGCCUCCGUUUUGCCGCCGUGAGUUGCUUAUCUCCACCCACUUCAGGCCUCUUCUCCGCCGUCGCUCAUUCUCCUUCCUCCGCCUCAGGCUCUCCAAUUGUGUCAGCAAAACCAAUGGUAUAAGCUGCGUUAAAGUGGAGGAUGAGCAGAAGGAAAAUGAAGAGCAACAAGUGAGGCGAGCCUACCCCUUUCACGAAAUCGAGCCCAAGUGGCAGAAAUUUUGGGAGGAGAAGAAGACAUUCCGGACCCCCGAUGAAAUUGACACUUCGAAACCCAAGUAUUAUGUUCUCGACAUGUUCCCAUAUCCAAGUGGAGCAGGUUUACAUGUUGGCCAUCCUCUUGGAUACACUGCUACAGAUAUCCUUGCUAGAUUUAAGCGGAUGCAAGGUUACAAUGUUUUGCACCCAAUGGGAUGGGAUGCCUUUGGCUUACCUGCAGAGCAAUAUGCAAUAGAGACAGGCACACACCCAAGAAUCACAACAAUAAGAAAUAUAAACCGCUUCCGGUUACAGCUCAAAUCAUUAGGCUUCUCAUAUGAUUGGGACCGUGAAAUUAGUACAACUGAACCUGAAUACUAUAGAUGGACGCAGUGGAUAUUUAUUCAAUUAUUGAAACGCGGGCUAGCAUAUCAGGCUGAAGUUCCUGUAAAUUGGUGUCCUGCCCUCGGUACUGUCUUGGCAAAUGAAGAGGUAAUUGAUGGAGUAAGUGAGCGUGGAGGGCAUCCUGUCAUUAGAAAGCCUAUGCGGCAAUGGAUGUUGAAAAUUACUGCAUAUGCCGAUCGCCUUCUUGAAGAUUUAGAUGACCUUGAUUGGCCUGAAAGUAUUAAGGAAAUGCAGAGAAACUGGAUAGGGAGGUCGGAGGGAGCGGAGAUGGAAUUUUGUGUCUUAGAUGGUGAUGGUCGAGAUAGAGAUUUGAAAAUUACUGUAUACACAACACGGCCUGAUACUAUUUUUGGGGCAAACUAUUUAGUCCUUGCACCUGAGCAUACUCUAAUGUCGUCAAUUGUAUCAGAAUCCGAAAAACAAAAUGUGGAGGCGUACACAGAGCUUGCCUCAAGAAAGAGUGACCUUGAGAGGACUGAGCUUCAAAAGGAAAAAACAGGAGUAUUUACCGGUUGCUAUGCAAGAAAUCCAGCUAAUGGGAAAGCUAUUCCAAUUUGGGUUGCUGACUACGUCUUGGGAAGCUAUGGAACUGGAGCAAUAAUGGCUGUGCCUGCUCAUGAUACACGCGACCAUGAGUUUGCACUGAAGUAUAAUAUUCCAAUUUCAUGGGUUAUCAUGCCCGUUGAUGAUACUCUCAGAAAUCUUGAGAAAGCUUAUACGGGUGAAGGAACAAUGAUGAAUUCAUCGAGUUCAUUGACAGGGCUCGACAUUAAUGGCUUGCCUAGCAAAACCGCAGCUUCUAGAGUCAUUGAGUGGCUUGAAAAAAGUGGGUCUGGAAAGAAACAGGUAAAUUACAAGCUGAGAGACUGGCUUUUUGCCCGACAACGUUAUUGGGGAGAGCCUAUUCCUGUUAUGUUUUUGGAUGAAACUGGAGAAUGUGUUCCGGUUCCUGACACUGAGCUGCCCCUUAUCCUUCCUGAGCUCGAUGAUUUUACUCCCACGGGGACAGGGGAACCACCCCUUUCUAAAGCCGGAUCUUGGGUUGAAACUAAAGAUCAUCUGUCUGGAAAGCCCGCCCUACGUGAAACAAACACUAUGCCACAAUGGGCUGGUUCUUGCUGGUACUAUUUAAGAUUUAUAGACCCAAGAAAUUCCAGUGCAUUGGUUGACAAGGAAAAAGAAAGGUAUUGGAGCCCUGUUGACGUUUAUGUUGGUGGGGCAGAACAUGCUGUUCUUCAUUUACUUUAUGCCCGAUUCUGGCACAAGGUUCUCUAUGAUAUUGGUGUAGUUUCGACAAAAGAGCCGUUUAAAUGUGUGAUAAAUCAGGGAAUCAUCCUUGGAGAAGUUCAAUAUAUUGCAUACAAAGAUCAGAAUGGCAACUUGAUAUCAGCGCACUUGAUUGAUGAAUUGACAGAGUGUAAUCAAGAAAGAAUACCAGAAGAGAAGGUCAUAAAAUCUGGGAAUUCAUUUGUGUUAAAAGAUGAUCCAAGUAUACGUUUGGUUACCCGAGCUUACAAGAUGAGUAAGAGUAGGGGAAAUGUCAUAAACCCAGAUGAUGUUGUUUUUGAGUACGGUGCAGAUUCUCUUCGCUUAUAUGAAAUGUUUAUGGGUCCAUUGAGAGACUCGAAACAAUGGAGUACCAGUGGCAUUGAAGGUGUUCAUCGUUUUCUGGCAAGAGUUUGGAGAUUGAUAAUCGGUCCACCUUUACCCAACGGUACGUUUCAGGAUGGGACUGUAACUGUGGACGAGAAACCGUCAAUAGAACAACAUCGUUGUCUCCAUCGCACCAUUGAAAAGGUAACCGAAGAAAUUGAAGGAACGCGAUUCAACACAGGCAUUUCUGCAAUGAUGGAGUUCAUAAACGCUGCAUAUAAGUGGGACAAACUUCCAACCUCAAUAAUAGAACAAUUUGUUUUGCUGCUUUCACCAUAUGCACCUCACAUGUCUGAGGAGCUCUGGUCUCGCUUGGGACACGCAAAAUCGCUCGCAUAUCAGCCUUUCCCUAAGGCGGAUCCCGCUUACUUAAAAGACAGCACCGUGGUUCUCCCCGUCCAAAUCAACGGGAAGACGAGGGGAACCAUAGAGGUGGAAGAAGGAUGCACAGAAGAGGAUGCUUUUAGGUUAGCUUCAGUUGAUGCAAAACUGUGCAAGUUUCUUGAUGGGAUUAAUGUAAGGAAAAGAAUAUAUGUCCCUGGCAAAAUCUUGAACGUUGUUGUGGAAGCCCCCAAGAAGGUCAAGGUGGUUCAACAAUAGUUGAUUUAAAAAAAAAAAAAACAUUAUUCUCCCAUCUGGGUCCCACUUGUCGCUGUCUAAAACCUUAUUACAGAAGAGAUAAAAUUGUAAAAUGUAUCUUAAACGUUUUACGGUUACCUUCCAUUUUGACUAAUUGUAAUGCAAUAAUUAAUGUUAA
Messenger RNA from Ipomoea nil (Japanese morning glory), 3181 nucleotides. Its product is annotated as leucine--tRNA ligase, chloroplastic/mitochondrial. Gene Ontology annotation, biological process: leucyl-tRNA aminoacylation. The coding region runs from base 112 to 3024 and encodes 970 amino acids. Gene Ontology annotation, molecular function: ATP binding; leucine-tRNA ligase activity; aminoacyl-tRNA deacylase activity. NCBI's taxonomy places the organism in Eukaryota, Viridiplantae, Streptophyta, Magnoliopsida, Solanales, Convolvulaceae. The record is from RefSeq and is a predicted model, not a curated record. The transcript is spliced from 20 exons. Gene Ontology annotation, cellular component: cytosol.